Messenger RNA from Plectropomus leopardus (leopard coralgrouper), 5326 nucleotides. NCBI's taxonomy places the organism in Eukaryota, Metazoa, Chordata, Actinopteri, Perciformes, Serranidae. The record is from RefSeq and is a predicted model, not a curated record.
AUGAGAAGGCCAGUGUUUGAAGUUCCUCUGAUCCUGUUUGCUGUGAUGUUGAUGGGCACUGUGGCCAAAAAUUGUGAGUGCAAUGGGAGAUCAAGGUGCCACUGUAAAGGAGUAAAAGGCAGCAGGGGAGAAAAAGGUUUUCCCGGACUUGAAGGUCCCCCAGGAUCAGGGGGCCGUCCAGGAUCAGAUGGUCAUGCCGGACCAUUGGGACCAAAGGGCAACACUGGGCCUGUUGGACCUGUGGGGCCAAAAGGCGAUCCGGGACCUGAAGGCAAAGAAGGAUUUGCUGGGUCUCAUGGUUUACCGGGUAUCACAGGUUUACAAGGACCUCCAGGACCAGUUGGAGCUCCAGGCUGCAAUGGAACAGAUGGAGACGAUGGACCUCCUGGUGUUCCCGGGGCCCAUGGGAUUGAUGGACCUGCAGGUCCACCUGGCUUGCCUGGACCAAAGGGUGAUUCUCAGAUAUCACAGAAUACAAUACCAGGGCCACCUGGGCCACCUGGGAGGGAUGGAGAGCCGGGAAAUCCAGGUUUCCCUGGAGAGCGUGGAUUACCAGGGGACCCUGGACCACAGGGAUAUGUUGGGUUUAUUGGCCGCCCUGGGGCUCCAGGAUCUAAGGGUCAAGAGGGCAUAGGUAGUGUCCCAGGACCUCGUGGACCAAAGGGGAGACCAGGACCAAGAGGGCCACCGGGGCCACCAGGUCGCAUCAAGGAGUUUUUCUCUGAGAGUCUCAUAUUAAAAGGUGUAAAAGGAGACAGAGGAGAUAUAGGAGAUAAAGGCUGCAAGGGUGCACCAGGAGACCUUGGUUACGGCUAUUACACCAAAGGGGCAAAGGGCGACAAAGGACCGGAGGGUCCAGAAGGAAAACCAGGGAAGAAUGGUAAUCCUGGACGACAAGUAUUGGGACGGCCUGGCCCUGUAGGUGAGCCAGGAUAUCCAGGGACACCAGGACCGAUGGGUGAAAAGGGAGAUCAGGGUCCUCCUGGUCCGCCUGGAGAUGUGAAUAGUUGGCCUGUGAUCGAGCUACUGAAAGGAUACCGUGGAGAUCCUGGUUUCCCAGGCCCACCUGGACUUCCUGGUCGUCAAGGUGUUGUGGGAUUUCCUGGAGCUGAUGGACCUCCAGGCCAAUCAUCUGGGGUUUAUGUGCCUGGCCCACGUGGUCCCACUGGCUCUCCAGGCCCCAAAGGUGAUCCUGGGGAGUCUGGGGAUAUUUAUCUAGGAUCCCCAGGUCUAGAUGGGGAUGAAGGCGAUCAAGGGCCUCCAGGGGAUCCGGGUCCGCCUGGACCUCCUGAAGACAGAACACACAGGACUACCAAAGGUCUGCCAGGAAUGAAGGGAACGAGGGGUACACGUGGACCUAUGGGAUAUGAUGGGACGUAUGGAAAGAAAGGAGAGAAAGGGGAGCCCUGUUAUGAUUGUAUUGGAUCAGGAUCCCCAGGACCACCAGGUCCCCGUGGUCCACCUGGCAUCCCGGGAUAUAGUCAAGGACCAGGUGCUGAAGGUGAUCCAGGCCUCCCAGGGCCUUCUGGCUUACCUGGACUGCCAGGUCUUAUUGGUCAAAUGGGGUUUCCAGGCCUUACGGGACAAAAGGGAGACUCACAUUAUUACAGCAGUCCUGGGGUGAAGGGAGAGAAAGGUGACCCGGGACGGAUUGGUGGGCCCGGUGGAAAUGGCCUCCCCGGGUUUCCUGGGCUACCAGGUCGCAAAGGAGAUCAAGGGCCUCCGGGGGAUUCAUAUCCCUUCCCUGGUUCAGAGGGAGACAUUGGAUUCCCAGGUCCACCAGGGCCCUUAGGCAAUCCGGGACCACUCGGCUAUCCUGGGCCAGAGGGAUUUGGCCCCACUGGAAUUCCUGGAAGUAAGGGAGCUGUUGGGGUACCUGGCUUUCCAGGACAGCCUGGAUUUCCAGGCCAGAAAGGUGAACCUAGCCCCAUCCACACUAAAGGACUUCCAGGACCCCGAGGGUUUAAAGGUCAGCCAGGUUCAACUGGAAGCCCAGGUAGUUACGGAGCCCCAGGAACCCUAGGACCUCCAGGUUUACAAGGACAGAAAGGAGAAAGUGGUGAGGUGUCAUUUCCUGGAAGGCCAGGAUUCCCAGGACAGAAAGGUGACAAGGGGCAGCCAGGUCUUCCAGGCUUUCCUGCUGGGGGCUUGCCUGGUCGGCCAGGACCACUAGGUCUUCCUGGACCCGCAGGACAGAAGGGGGAGAGUGGCCUUGGAUACCCUGGCCCCCCAGGACCCCCAGGGCCGACAGGAGCAGAUGGAGCUCCGGGGGCUUUAGGAGAUCCUGGAAUCCCUGGGGGUUCUGGGAACCCAGGACGAAAUGGCAAUCCUGGUUUUCCAGGAGAAAAGGGAAUUAAAGGUUCUGUAGGGCCCCCUGGACCAGCUGGUACUAAAGAUUCAUGUAAAGGUGAUUUACCUGGACCAAGGGGAGCACAAGGACCAGAUGGUUAUCCAGGACUUCCAGGACCUGACGGCUCCCCCGGUGAGAAGGGAAACCCAGGUUUGCCAGGGUUUGGUCGUCCUGGUGCCACCGGUGAACCUGGCCUUCUUGGGCCAUCAGUACCAGGCUCACGUGGGCUUACUGGACAAAAAGGGAUCAAGGGACAAAACGGCGUGCCUGGUCAACCAGGACUGAGAGGAGACCCGGGACCGGAUGGGUUACCAGGAUAUGGAUCAGAAGGGUUGCCUGGAAUUACAGGACCACCAGGCCAAAUAGGUGACCCUGGCCCAGAUGGAGCCAAAGGUGUCCCAGGUCCACCAGGAAUGAAUGGCGACCCAGGUCCCAGAGGUCUUCCAGGCCUUCCAUCACCACAACCAUUAAACAUUUUUGGGCCCCCAGGGGAGCCUGGCGAUCUGGGUCAACCUGGUCUCCCUGGUGCCCGUGGAGAUACUGGAGGUAUAGGACCAAAAGGGCAGAGAGGGAUACAUGGAGCACGAGGGAGUCCUGGGCAAAGAGGUUCCCCAGGUGAUCCAGGUGUUGAUGAAUCAGUGCUCUCAGAAGGAAGUCGAGGACUUCCUGGAGCUCCAGGAGACUCAGGAGUCCAAGGGCCUCCAGGCCAAAAGGGAAUAAAAGGAGAUCGAGGAAUCUCUGGAAGGCCAGGUCCAGGUGGUGUACCAGGUCCAGCUGGAAACAAAGGGGUUAAUGGAGAGCCACAUUACUGUGGAUAUGGAUUGCCAGGACCAGCGGGACAAAAGGGUGAACCAGGAUUAACCAGUCCUUAUGUGAUGAAGGGUCAGAAAGGUGAAUUUGGUUCUUUUGGACCUUCAGGUUUACCAGGAAGCCACGGAGCCAAAGGAAACCCAGGGCCUAUUGGACAAAAUGGUUCACUUGGCUAUGAGGGGCCUAAAGGUUCAAAAGGGCCUCCAGGAAGCAAAGGACAGCGGGGACCCAAUGGAUCACCAGGUGUUCCAGGCCUGCCAGGUAGCAGGGGUUACCCAGGUCCUAAAGGCAACCCGGGCUGGGAUGGGAUCCCUGGACCACCAGGGCAGGAAGGAGACACUAUCAUAAUAGGAGGGACUCCUGGCAGGCGUGGUGACCCAGGUCAACAAGGGCCCCCCGGGGAUCGUGGUCCCCCUGGCAUGUCUGUUUCAGGGGGUCCUGGACCAAUAGGAGACAGAGGAAAUCCAGGUUCACCUGGGCUCACUGGUCUUAAAGGACCACCAGGAAGAGAUGGUGAAUGUGUUUCUGGGUCAAAAGGAAACCUUGGCCAUCCUGGCCCUUCUGGUAGCCCAGGCUAUCGUGGCUUACGUGGCCCUCCAGGUCCUACAGUGUAUCUCUUAAAAGGAGACAGAGGGGACCCAGGUCCUACAGGAGUCCCAGGCUCUAGUGGACCCCGAGGAGAUCCAGGCCUUGAAGGUCCAACUGGUCCUAGAGGCAGACCUGGAGACCCGGGACCAAGAGGUGAUUCUGGUCCUCCUGGAAACUAUGGGCCUCCAGGUGGUAGGGGAGAUCCUGGAUACAUCCCAGGCCCUCCUGGUCCACCUGGGAUUAAAGGAUUUCCUGGACGACCUGGCCCCAAAGGUGAACCAGCGUUUAGCAUAGAAAUAUAUGAACCAGGACCUUCUGGCUUAACUGGUACCCGUGGCAAUCGAGGAGACCCAGGGAUUACUGGACCACCAGGACUGCCAGGCCCACCAGGUCAGCCAGGCGUCAAAGGAGAGCCCGGUUUCAACCCAGAUGGCCCGCCCGGCUUUACUGGCCACAAAGGAGACAAAGGAAUAGCAGGGCUUCCAGGUCCAGAUGGUAAACUUGGAAAUCCAGGCAACAAAGGUCCUCCAGGGUUGCCAGGGACAGGUGGUCCAGGUUUUGUUGACAGUUUCCUGAUAGCCAGACACAGUCAGAGCAUCAGAGUCCCUGACUGUCCUCAUGGCACCAGCCUCAUCUACUCUGGUUACUCCUUCCUCUUCAUCAAUGGAAAUGAGAGAGCUCAUGGUCAGGACCUUGGCACCAUGGGAAGUUGUCUCCCUCGUUUCUCCACCAUGCCAUUCCUGUUCUGUGACAAAGAGCGUAACUGCCGCUAUGCCUCUCGUAACGACUACUCUUACUGGUUGUCCACUGACACUCCCAUACCUGCCAACAUGGUUUCCAUCACAGGGGAUAAACUGGCCUCCUACAUCAGCAGGUGCUCAGUGUGUGAAACCACCUCCAACGUCAUAGCCGUACACAGCCAGACAACUCUGAUACCUGACUGUCCACAAGGAUGGGAGUCUCUAUGGAUUGGAUUCUCUUUUGUCAUGCAAACUGGUGCUGGAGCAGAAGGCUCCUCCCAGCCCCUGGUUUCUCCUGGCUCAUGUCUGGAAAGUUUCCGCCAAGUGCCCUUCAUCGAGUGUCACGGCAGGGGGACGUGUAACUACUACCCUGAUUCCUACAGCUACUGGCUAGCCUCCCUAGACCCCAACAGCAUGUUCAGCAAACCCGUUCCUCAGACAGUGAAUGGACCUUCUCAACAAAAUGUCAUCAGCCGAUGUCGAGUCUGCAGAAAACCAACAUGGCAACACGGUAACAGCCAGAGUACUGAGAAAUAAUUAACCAGUCUACACAGAGCUGAUGUCAGUGGGUGACGUAUAAAGGUAUGAAGUCACACCAGAUGACACACAUGACAUCCGGACAGGCAGCAUGCUGUAAAAGUGACACUCUUGCUUUGGAAUUGUCACGAUGUGUUUUCACGUGCAAAUAUUGAGUCAUUCUCCCCUCACUCUAAAAGCAUUUCGUUGAUUUUGAGCAUGUUAAAUGGUGCAUGGAAAAGAUGAAACUUUAUGACUCAUGCUGCCUGCAACUUUCUCAAAUCCAUUUCCAAAUGAACUGUUGGGAGGCUGUCUCUGAGGC